This is a messenger RNA of Pneumocystis murina B123, 1095 nucleotides long. RefSeq lists its product as hypothetical. The transcript has 2 exons. Gene Ontology annotation, cellular component: elongator holoenzyme complex; transcription elongation factor complex; cytoplasm. The record is from RefSeq and is a predicted model, not a curated record. The coding region runs from base 1 to 1062 and encodes 353 amino acids. Lineage: Eukaryota; Fungi; Ascomycota; Pneumocystomycetes; Pneumocystales; Pneumocystaceae. Gene Ontology annotation, biological process: tRNA wobble uridine modification.
AUGUCUUUUAAAAAAAGAAUUACACCAAAAUCACAAAAUACAGAAAAAACAUGUAAAACAUUUUCUUUAUAUACAGAAAAAUCCCUCAAAAAUGGAGUCUGUCCAUCUCCGCUCAAUGGAAUUCAUAUUACGAGUUCAGGUUGUUCAUCUUUUGACUCAAUUACAGGCCUUGGCGGUCUUCCAUUAGGAACAAGUUUUCUGAUUGAAGAAACAGGAACAACAGAUUUUUCAAGCUCUCUAUUGCGCUACUUUGUAGCAGAAGGUAUCCUUCAUGGACAUGGAAUCUGGGUUGGAGGUGUUCCAAGAACAUGGCUUCAAAAUUUGCCCGGAGAAUCAACAAUGCAUUUUGAAAAAAAUAGACAAUCCAACGAUGCUAUGAAAAUAGCAUGGAGAUACUGUCAUCUAGGAGGAUUUGAGGGAAAUAUUGGUCUUAGCAGAGGGCCUGGUAUCUACAAAUUUGAAAAUGUUCCCUACUGUCAUACGUUUGACCUUGCAAAACAGCUAGAGAUACCAGAGAAUACAACAAUUAUAUGCUCAAAAUGUAUCGCUACAUCUUCUAAGCCUUAUAGUGAAUUUAUCUCGGAUAUUCUUAAACUUUUAUCUUCAAAAUCUCCAGAAAUAAUACGAUUAAUAAUCCCUAACAUUCUUUCACCUGCAUUUUAUCCUUCUGAGGCACUAAAACAAAAAAAUAUACUAGAAUUUUUUCAUACAUUAAGAGCUCUUCUACGAAUAUAUUCUAAUCGUCUUGUAGCUAUUAUAAGUAUACCAACACAGUUGUAUUCUCGAGAAACAGGUAUAGUUCGUUAUUUGGAAUUAUUGUCAGAUGGCGUUCUUGAAUUAAUACCUUUUUCAAAUUUUGAUUCUACAAAUGGAUUCCAAGGUCUUUUGAAAUUACACAAGCUUCCAUUUUCCCAAAAUUCAAUCAAUUAUAAUAAUGACUUAGCAUUCAAAGUUACUCGUAAGCAAUUUUCAAUCGAACCAUGGGUACUUCCUCCAGCAAAUGAAAAAGAAUCUUAUACAGGGGAAAAAACAAUCAAUACUUCUGUUCCUGUUGAUUUUUAAUAUAUUUACAAUACUAAAAAUUAUAAUAUCAUA